Pocillopora meandrina is the source of this 3053-nucleotide messenger RNA. Lineage: Eukaryota; Metazoa; Cnidaria; Anthozoa; Scleractinia; Pocilloporidae. The record is from the annotation of a GenBank genome assembly.
AUGGCAUUAAGUCAAAAUACAAAGAAGCUGAUUAUACGGAUUGUGUUAUUUCUCGUCUACCUUCUCGUUGGAGCUGCAAUUUUUCAAGCGAUCGAACGUCGCAACGAGAAGAAAGAACGAGAAAAUUUUCCGUUCGAGGACAUCAAGACAAAGUUUCUCACCAAGCACAACAUUAGCGAGAGUGAAAUGAACGAGUUCCUUAGGAAACUAAAGAAAGCUAUAGAGCUGGGUUUCGAUUUGCAGACGGGAAAAUUUCCUGACGAAGAACAGUGGCAUUUUAUGAAUGCAUUUGUCUUCGCUGGGAAUGUAGUUACUACUAUAGGUAAGUAAAUCUUUAAAAGCUGUUAACUUAAGGCGAUUGAAGUAACAAUAGAGUAGAUUUUGCGCGGAGCGCGGCGUAAUUCUUCGCUGGCUUGAAAUCCGCGCAAUACGACUUACGCAUUAUGAGCCCUAGCAACAGCUAACAGCGCGCGUGAAAUGAUAGCUCUAUAAGAGCGACUUAGAGCAUUAGCAAGCCAAAAUCGCUAUUUAUCUUUGCGCCUCUGUUGCAGGUAGCUCUUAGAUCGCUGAUGUGUUAUAUUUAGAGCACGAUUCGUACUUGUUUUCGACAGAGUUUCGCAUGAAUUCAAAGAAGUCGUAGUGAUGCUUAGACAUUACAGAUUCGGUCAAUUUUGGCUUCGUCUCAUCAGAGGCAGCUGUGUCCAAUGAUUGUUUAAUAUUUAAAUUUUUCAAGGCUUUAAAUGUGCCGAGGAAAACGCAGCCAGCAGCACUCGAAGAAAUUUAUAACAUUGAAGAAUAAUCAGCCAAAUAAGAGAGGAAACUCAAUCUUCCACGUCGAGAACGAAUAUUUGGUCUUAUUCAUCUCUGAAAAUGUAAUAACAAUAUGCUUAAAUUGGCUGCCCAAGCAUAAACCUCUUAGAAUUUUUACAGCAGGGAUUUAUUGGCUGCUUUAUCUGCUUGUUCCAUUCCAUCGUGUAGUACUAGGGAAUAAACAAUCCUUAAAAAAUGAUGCUACGAUGUAUAACACUCUUUCAUAAUUAUGUGUCUAUCAGAACUUUGUUUUUGGUUCUGUCAUUUCUCUUCGAUUAAUUGUGUAUGUAGGUAAUAUUAUAAGGUAUUACGCAAGCCAAUUUUAUCGGAAGUAUUACAAAAGCAUUUGUAAAGACGCGAAAGGGUAUAGAAAUGUCCCUACUAUUUAAACCUCAAACAUUUACAUUUACUAGACAACGGCUAAAGCCGCUCAUGAUUUAUGCUUCUAAAUUAACAAUCCUCAUGUCAUUUUAAGGAACGAAGAUGAUCACUUUAUCGAGCUAACACAGUCUGUUUUCGAUAUCUUUGUUUUCAUUCAACCCGCCUCGCAGAUUCUAGCCGCAAAACGCACUGCGGUCAUUUGCCGCAACAAAGCACUCAAAUGCUUUAGAUAAACAACAUAUGUGGAGGUUAAGUAUUGCUCAGCUCGAAUGCUAAUGUGUUGUAAUCAACUAGAGCAAUUUUCAGGCGUCUAGUUUUAAGAUCCUGGGCCUGGAUAUUAAGUGAAACUGGCAGUAGAACUGGCGGGAAAAACAAAUUUCCAAACUUCAACCGUGGUUUUUGAGUGAACUCUCGAUAAUUAUAAUCACAACUUUGACGCGUUGAUAGCCCGAACAAAUUAAUAACAACUUCGUUGGAUUUAAAAUGGAUCUGUAUUUAACUUAUAUGUCGCUCUCACACAAAUAUUUGUUGGGGCUUAACGUAGUUUAGGCACUGACAGUUGCCCAGGCGCACGAAAAAGGAACACGAGACGUUGGGAUGUUAGUGAGAGCACUAAAUUUUGCGAGUUUUUUUUUUGGCGCAAAACACGAAGAGAAGGUAGCAAAUCAUACAAGUGACUUUAUAUUUAUCUCUGCUACUAUGAUCCUUGGUGUUAUUAUAAUCAUUAGUAUAGCUAUUAUUACACUUAAGGUUUAUAUGUUUUUGAAAAUAAACUUGCAUGGUUGAGUUGUUCAUCUUUUUCCGGCUAAGGGUUUGUACUGUAUUUUUUCUCUUCAUCAGGUUACGGUCAUCUAGUUCCAACUUCGUCUUUGGGUCGUUGGUUUUGUAUCUUCUACGCAUUAGUUGGAAUACCCUUAACGGGUCUGACGCUUCGUUCCGUGGGUAACCGGAUUUCUGAGGAAAUUUCUUCGAUUAUAAAAGGUUUCGAAAGAAAGGUUUACAACAGAGAAUCAGAUAAACUGGAAAUCAAGACUGCCAUUAUAGCUUUUAUUUUGCUACUGGUGAUAAUAAUAAUCCCAGCUUUUGGAUUUCACGCAUUAGAAGGAUGGUCCUAUGAGAAUUCGGUUUAUUUUUGUUUCGUUACCUUAUCGACCAUUGGAUUUGGUGAUUUUGUAACAGGGAAUCGUACAGGUUUAAUAGAGGACGAGGCAACCAACGUUGUUUUGGAGUUUCUGAAUCUCAUCUAUAUGGUUGUAGGACUGGCAGUUAUGUCUGGUGUCAUUGUUUCAAUAAGUGGAGUUAUCGAAGAAAAAACUAAACUUAUAGCUAUGCCAGAUCCUUUUGAAACAUUAAGAGUUGGAAAUUUGAAUUCAAAAGCUUUAAGGAAGCUUGGAAUGGGACCAGCAGGCCCCGGUGACGGUGUCAGGCCUAAAAUAGACAGAAUCCCUCCGAAAAUAAACUCACAGUCAGUAAUGCGAGCAGGGAUACCUGAGAGUGGUGGAUCAGUUCUAGAUCGCAGUCGAUCUGCCGACAAUAUGGACUUUCAAGGCCCGACGCCAAUUCUACAUUUAACUAAAAAUACUGAACAAACUGGGGAAAUUUCGAAAAACGAAAGAUCUCCCGAAAACUGCACUAGACCUAAAUUGUUAUUUAAUAAUAAAGUUGUUCCAGUCGAAUCUGCGGGAGCGUUGACUGAGCAAGGUCCCAGAAAGAAUUCUACAUUGUCAUUCGAAAACAGAAGCGACAGUCACGACGAAAUUGAGAGGGAAGUCGCUCCUGAUGAAGGAAAUUCGAGAAGAAAUACUUUAACAGAAAAAAGAGGAAGCAGAAAUGAACUAGUAAGUAUUCUAGUUUGUGAAUAA